This is a messenger RNA of Microthlaspi erraticum, 1377 nucleotides long. NCBI's taxonomy places the organism in Eukaryota, Viridiplantae, Streptophyta, Magnoliopsida, Brassicales, Brassicaceae. The record is from the annotation of a GenBank genome assembly.
AUGGCGCAGAUGCAGCGAGAAGAUGUAGAAACCGUCAUGAAGGAGACAACGGAGAAGAAAGAAUUAGACGGAGGAGGAGGCGGAUCUUCCGGCACUCAGGCGUCGUCGUUCAAGUUCAACGCUCAGGCGCCAGAAUUCGUACCGCGAUCGCAUACAACCGCACCAACAACAUCGCAGGUUUCUCCGAUCUCCGGUUACUUCUAUCCAUGCUUUCACUACAACGGAGGUUGCAUAGGAGGAUGCAGCGGCGGAGUAUGCGGCGGGGGAGGGACCGGCGUCGGUUCUCAGUCGUCGGAUUGGAUCUACGUCGGAGGAGGAGAUCCUUCUCAACAUCAACACCUUCACGAUCCGGCCGCUGCGUUUUAUAUUUCUAAUCCGGCGGUUCAGUUUCCGGCUAAUCAGAACUCGUCUUCUUCGUCGAAGAAUUUGCUCUCCGAAGAUCUCCGCCUUAAGAUCGUCAAACAGGUUGAGUAUCAGUUCACGGACAUGAGUCUGCUAGCCAACGAGUCCAUUUCAAAGCACAUAAACAAAGAUCCUGAAGGUUAUGUGCCCAUAUCAUAUAUCGCUUCGACCAAGAAGAUCAAGGCUUUGACAAGUAACCAUCACUUAGUUGCAUUGGCUCUACGCUCCUCCUCAAAGCUCGUUGUGAGUGAAGACAGCAAGAAAGUUAAGCGUAAGAGUCCAUUUACUGAUAGAGACAGAGAGGAAUUGCAGGGCCGGACUGUUGUUGCAGAGAAUUUGCCUGAUGAUCAUUCUUACCAGAACCUUGAGAAGAUCUUUGGAGUUGUUGGAAACGUCAAAGCGAUUCGUAUCUGUCAUCCUCCAGAAUCCAACUCCUCGCGACCAAAAGGCGAUUUCUUGAUGAGCAACAAAAUUCACGCCCUUAUCGAGUAUGACAAUACUGUUAUCGCGGAUAAAGCUGUGGAGAAGCUGAACGAUGAAAGAAACUGGAGGAAAGGACUUCGUGUGAGGCUGCUUCUUAGAUGCUCGCCCAAAUCAGUUCUCAAGAACAGAAGAAACUUCGAUGGCAUUCUAAUCGAUGAUGAAACCCCUUAUGAAUCAGGAGAAGACUCUCCACGUCUCCAUUUAACCGAUCAACAGCUUGAUAACGACGGUGAUGACAACAAUAUUGGUGGACUGUGGGGAAAAGGGAGAGGAAAAGGACGAGGACGAUCUCCAAGAAGCUAUGCAGUAGGAGGAGGAGGACGUAGCUUCGGGAUUGGGCUCGGACUCAGCCUCGGUUCCAUGUCACCGAGCCUGGGCCCACACGAAUCACCGUCUCCAAAGACAGCAACAAAGGGACCAAGAAUGCCAGAUGGAACCAGAGGCUUCACCAUGGGACGUGGCAAGCCUUCCAUCUCACUCUCACCCAACUAA